GGAAAACAGCUGAUUGAAAGGGAAAUGUUCAAAUGUUACACUGUUCUCAAAUAAUUGAAACUAAUCAUUAUACUGUAUGACACAAUCAACCCCAACUAUAUCAUCAUAAUUACAAUUAACUGUUGAACACAGUUGUGAUGAAAAUAUGCGUUAAGUUGAUUUUGAAUUUGAGUGGAAUUUGGCGACAAUCUGAAACGAAGUGUACAGGGUUUGUCGUUUUGACAGUUUGUUAUUCGGUUCCCGUUGAUUGUGAUGCGUUUUCUGACAAUGUCUUCUCUGGUGGAUUAUGGAAGCAGUGACGAAAGUGAAAAUGAAAGUGCAAAUGACGACAGUAAAUCAGUAAUUGAAUCUGAACUACCAGUUCUGAAGGAAAGUGAGAACACUGGAGAUAACCGACCAGCAAGUGAAGAUGAAGACCCAAAUUUGGGUUUAUUUUCGUCUCUUCCACUACCGAAGCCAAGUUUUACAUUGGACACAGAUGAUAACGGACAAGCAAGUCUAAAUGAAGACCAAAAUUUGAGUUUAUUUUCGUCUCUUCCGCCACCUAAGCCAAGUUUCACAUUGGAGACAGAUGACAGUUUAAUCUUCACCCGUUACAAACUUCCGAAAGGGAAAGAACCGGUGAAGAUUACAAUACCGUCCUUAUCAGAGUUCAAAGAUGAAGAAUCAGAACCUGCAAAGAAGAAGCUUAAGCCAUCAAGGAAAGUUCCCAGUCUGUUUUCACUACUUCCUGCUCCAAAACAUCUGUCUAUAAAGGAAACAAAGCGGCAAUUGGUACCCCAUGUUUUGACAAAGAAAACACCAAGCAUCAUGUCUGCUUCUUCCACACUGAAAUCUGAAAUUGAUGACUCAGUUAAAAAUACAUCACCAUCUUUAAUAAGUUACGCAGAUUCAGAAGAAGAAUCGGAUGGUGAGGGUGAUUUUUUCUCCUUGAAAAUGGACCACAAAGUUGAAGCAAUAGAUCAAGCUAACACUACAAAAACGGGGACUUUUGUUGUGGCAGACAGUGGUUCUGAUACAACUGAUAUUGCUGCUAAUGAAGGAAAUGCGUUGAAGUCAAAUGAUGCACCUCUUGUCUUCAAUUCUGAGUUCAAUCCAUCACCAUGGCCAAGUAGUUCAUCUUCAAGUGAACACAGAGGUUAUGAACACUGGCAGAAUGAAUUUGAACCUACAACACAAACAACGCCUGGCAGUAGUGAUGAUUACAUUUCAGUGCAGCAAGACAAUCUGCAAUUGAAUGAUGAAGCAUUGCAGCGUUUAUGUGGGCGACGUGCAAAGAGGCAACAGCAAGACAUGCAGCUCAUUGAAGUUAAUGGGGCUACAAUAAUGCCUGACCCUAAAGAGUGGUUUACCAAACAAAUGACACAGGAGCAAGAAACUAAAAUUCAUAGUCACAGUCACAGGAAGAAUGAUGGUCCUACAACACAGCAACGACGAAAACAUCAAAUCACUUAUCUUGCUUUCCAGGCAAAAGAAAAUGAGCUGGAACUGAAGAACCAGUGGUCCCAAAAUCGGAUGUCUCGCAAACAAACACAGUCUAAAUAUGGUUUCUAAUAACUUGUGUAUUAUGUGUUU
This is a messenger RNA of Cryptotermes secundus, 1575 nucleotides long. Its product is annotated as proline-rich protein PRCC. NCBI's taxonomy places the organism in Eukaryota, Metazoa, Arthropoda, Insecta, Blattodea, Kalotermitidae. Gene Ontology annotation, cellular component: nucleus. The coding region runs from base 253 to 1554 and encodes 433 amino acids. The record is from RefSeq and is a predicted model, not a curated record. The transcript has 6 exons.